AUGCUAAAUGCCGGAAUCUUGAAUACUUACAGAUUAAUGGCGUCCCGUUUGAGAAAUGGAGAAGAGAAAGGCUCUGCAACUAAGAACUCAGAUCAGUUAUGUAACAAAAGGAGCAGGGGAAAGGCAUCUGUUCUUCCAUUGAAGAAACUGAAGGAUAUUUCUUCAUCUCUUGAUGGUUUAUCUCUCUCCAUUCCGGUGAACAAAAUGGGUGGUUCAAUUGAUUUGAAUUUGAACUGCUUUGAUUCAGGACACAGCAACCCACAGCAGAAGAAACAGAGGCGUUGUUGGUCGCCGGAAUUAUCCCGGCGAUUUGUGAAUGCACUUCACGAACUCGGAGGAGCACAAGAGAAAUACGAGGUAGUAGGUGAAAAGGAAUGGUACUUCUUCACUCCAAGGGACCGAAAGUAUCGAAAUGGAAGCCGACCAGAUCGAAAAGCUGGCGAUGGUUAUUGGAAAGCCACUGGAGCUGAUAAGCUCGUGAAAUGUAAGGGUGUCACAGUUGGAUAUAGGAAGGCAUUGGUUUUCUAUGAAGGAAGACCUCCUAAGGGGAACAAGACUAAUUGGAUCAUGCAUGAAUAUAGAGUAGAUGAGCCUCCCAGGAAAAGAAGUGGUGGAAACAGCAUGAGGCUUGAUGAUUGGGUUUUAUGUAGGAUCUAUAAGAAAGCUGAUACAUCCCCCAAAAAUCGAAAACGAGAUCGUGAAGGUGAGCUUGUUGGAUAUGCUAAAGAGUUGGUAGAUGGAAAUUCUGUCAACAACAGCCAUCUCGAGGGAUUGACUUACGAUUACAAUGACAUGAAUGGAUUUAUCAACAUGUAUGACAACGAUGAGCAAUCUCCUCUGCAAAAUGUUCUUACCGAAAUUCCUCAUUUUAUGGAUGCUUCUCUCUCAAACAUGGUCGAGUUCAAUGGUCAUCUUCAGCCUAGUUACAAUUAUGGACCACAGCCAACUUAUUUUGGCCUUCCUGUGUAUCCCACAGAGAACACUUCCAUGCCCAAAUAUCUCAAAGAAGAUGCUUGUGUCUCCAAGCUAAAAGGAUUUCAAGACGACAUUUGGAGCAUUCCAAAUAUUGAUAAUGGCGAAAUAUCUUCACAGUUUGGUUUUUCCAAUAUGACUUAUACUGAGCCUCCUAUGAAUUUGGAUUAUGUUGUACACAACAUGGCCCCAAACAAUCCUCCAAACAACCCUCCAAGUAACCCUUAG
Ilex paraguariensis (yerba mate) is the source of this 1200-nucleotide messenger RNA. NCBI's taxonomy places the organism in Eukaryota, Viridiplantae, Streptophyta, Magnoliopsida, Aquifoliales, Aquifoliaceae. The record is from the annotation of a GenBank genome assembly.